This is a messenger RNA of Cryptomeria japonica (Japanese cedar), 3993 nucleotides long. Its product is annotated as scarecrow-like protein 28. Gene Ontology annotation, molecular function: sequence-specific DNA binding; DNA-binding transcription factor activity. The record is from RefSeq and is a predicted model, not a curated record. The transcript is spliced from 2 exons. Gene Ontology annotation, cellular component: nucleus. Gene Ontology annotation, biological process: regulation of DNA-templated transcription. The coding region runs from base 988 to 3372 and encodes 794 amino acids. NCBI's taxonomy places the organism in Eukaryota, Viridiplantae, Streptophyta, Pinopsida, Cupressales, Cupressaceae.
UGCUAAUUCCAUUGCAGUGUGACUGCUAUGUUCCCUACAACUGCUCCGGACUUGUAGUCUCAUGCUCUUCUUUCUUCUUCUUCUUCUUCUUACUUGAAAGCAUCCGAGGAGAGCACAAUAUCUGCUGAGAUUAUAGAAUCCUAGAUUGAACAGGAAAAAAUCAGAUGGCAGCUGUAAAACAGGAUUUUUGCUCAUGAACAAUACUCAAAGCAGGACAAGGUUCAAUUCAUUUGUGCCUAGGUUUGUGUUGAGAAUGCGCGCCACCUCCACCACCUACCAUGGAGGAUUCUGCUUCUGUUUCUGCUCUCAGGUGCGCUUCCACAGCAUGUGAAUGCACUGCCCCCUGACAGGUAAAGUACACAAUACACUAUUCUCUCUCUUGCUCUGCUAAACUAGCUGAUACCGAAUUCUGAUCUCCAUUGGGUGGUGCUUUUAGUUUUAACUGCUCAACUGUGCCAAUUGCUACAAAUCCUGCUUUUCACUAAUUGGCUAGAGCUCCCUAAUUCUCAUUGCUGGAGUAAGUUUGUAAAUUGUUAUUAUAUGGGUUGCUAGGAAUUCUGUUUCAUUGUGGGUAUUGUCUAGAAAGAGUUAUUCAAAUUUGAGGUCUGCAAUCUGAGGGAAAAAAUAGUGAAAAGCCUAGAUUUGGGGGUUAGCCUUUACACUGUCAUAGAUUGUUCUCUUGAAGAAUUUGUAUGAGAUCCAAAAUAUUUUUUGUUUAAGAAAAGUAGAAGUGGGAGCCCCUGUUUUUGUGCUGCACUGGCCACGCUUGGGUGUUGAAUGGGCUUUGGUACUGGGACUCCUAAGCUGUAUAGAUUGCACCUGAAGGAUUUGUAUGAGGCCCGCAAAUAGAUUGCACCUGAAGGAUUUGUAUGAGGCCUGCAAAUCUUUAAUAUUAAAAGACUAAAAGGGAAGCAAGGGAGCCCUGUUGGAUUUGAACUCCAAAACUUUAAGCUGAGAAAGGAGGAGGAAGAAAAGAAAGUAGAUAAAAUGUUGGCAGGAUGCACUGCAUUGUUAUCCCCAAGACACAGACUGAGAGGAACUACUGCUGCUUCUGCUACUGCUUCAUGUCAGUUUCAGGGGCAGCAGCGGUCAGCUCCUGGUCUCCAUUCCCAGCAAAUCCAGUCCUGCCACUUUCCGCUGCAAGAGAAAUUCUUCCCUUCACAGCAAGUUGCAAGCCCCACAUCCCAGCAUAAUAUAAGCUCACAGAAGGGGGUUACUGAGCUCCCAUGUAGUAGUUAUUCCAGGAAUGAAGAGAGGGCUGCUUCUAGUAGAGAAGGUCAGAGGAGCCAGGUGAGUGAUGUGGUCAUGCAAAGGGAGAAGCUAUCCAUGGAAGAAACAGCUCCUUAUUCCCAAAGAAGGCAUGCUUACAAAGGGUCCUCUGGUAAGAUGGCUCAAGCAGCAUGUUGGAUGGAGAGGCCACAAGCCAGGGUCAUGGAAAGACAAAAGGAAAUUACAGGAACACUAAUGGCUAAAAAUGCAGAAACCUUGUGGGAGAGCAGCAAGCGCAGAGAGAAUUUGAAGAGGUUUUCUGAGCACAACACAGCAGACGACUGCUGUGAAGAUCGAGCAAAGAGGCUAAGAGGUAGUCCAUCUGAAGACUUGAACGGAAAAUUCUGUGUCAGUCAGUUGGGUACCCAUUGGUUUGGCGAAAAUUGUGACAAGAUUGACAGUGUGAGUGAAACUAGAGGUUCUUCAGGCUUGCCUGCAACUUUAUUUAACUCUCCAGAACAAAAGAGUAAUAAUACCUAUGAGCCUCGUUCAGUUCUAGAUCUUGUCAUUAGUCCUGGACUGAAACCCAGAUCAUUUUCUCCUGUUUCCAGUCAGCCUUUGCAGCAAUUGUUGACAGUUACAGCAGACUAUAGUCAGGGAUUUACCAUAGCAGAUUUGCAAGACAUUGAGAAGUCCAACAGUGGACUGACCCAUUUGCAUCAGCCUGAAGCACUUCCAAGGACAUCCAUUCCAUCUCCAUUCCCAUUUUCGAGCAAUGCUUGGGUUGAAUCUAUCAUUUCAGACUUUGCAGGCAAGGGUCAAGCAGAUGCCACUAAUGGUGAUCCCAACAAGACCAAUUCAAGUUCAUGCUCAGUGCCUCCAAAUACUCUCAAGAAUGAUGAUGGAAACUCUUCUGGAAAUGACAGUGGCCAUGAAGGUGCUCCCCACAAUGAAUUUCCAAAUAUUAUGCAAAUUCUUUCAGGUGGCGGCGCAAUUGGCACAGAACAAACACACAUGGAACAAGGGUUGGAACUUGUAAAUUUAUUGAUUGCUUGUGCAGAGGCAGUUUCUUCUAAGAGCUUGCAUUUGGUUAGUCAUUUUAUCUCCCGAUUGGGAGAGCUUGCUUCUCCGGAGAGCAGUCCCAUGCAUAGAGUUGCAGCUUAUUUCACAGAAGGUCUCAUUCUCCGCUCAACCAAGCUUUGGCCUCAUGUCUUCCAUCCCAUUGCUGUGGAUCUUGAUUUAAGUGAUGAUGAUCUGAUGACGGGCUUCCAGCUUAUCAAUCAUAUUAGCCCAAUUCCUAAAUUUUUCCAUUACACAUCAAAUGAGAUAAUUUUGAAAGCAUUUGAGGACAAAGACAGAGUUCACAUUAUAGAUUUUGAUAUAAAGCAGGGUCUCCAGUGGCCAGCCCUUUUUCAGAGCUUGGCAUCAAGGCCUAAGCCUCCAACCCAUGUGAGAAUUACAGGAAUUGGAGAGUCCAAGGAGGACCUCCAGGAUACAGGGGACAGGCUUGCAGGCUUUGCAGAAGCCUUAAAUCUUCCUUUCGAAUUUCACGCAGUUGUUGAUAAAUUGGAAGAUGUGAGACUUUGGAUGUUACAUGUUAAGGACAACGAGACAGUCGCGGUAAAUUGCUUAUUGCAGCUGCAUAAAACAUUAUAUGGUAAUGGGUCUGCCUUAAGGGAUUUGCUUGGACUUAUUCAGAGUACAAAGCCGGCCGUUGUAGCAAUGGUUGAGCAAGAGGCAAGUCAUAAUGAUGCCACGUUCGAAGGACGUUUCUUGAACUCACUGCAGUAUUACUCAGCUAUAUUUGAUUCAAUUGAUGCCAAUCUUCCUCCAGACAGUCCUGCUAGGUUCAAGGUGGAGCAGUUUUAUGCAAGAGAGAUAAGGAACAUCAUAGCUUGUGAAGGGCCAGAGAGGAUUGAAAGGCAUGAAAAAUUUGUGGUUUGGAAGCACAUGAUGGAGGAAGGAGGAUUCACGCAGGUUCCUCUCAGAGAUAGGGAAGUUUUUCAAGCCAGAAUGCUGUUGGAGAUGUUCUCCUGCAAGAGUUACAGACUGAAGCAACAAGAUGGAGGACUUACACUUAGUUGGUUGGAACAGCCCCUUUUCACAGCUUCAGCAUGGGAACCUCGCGGAAUUGAUGGUGCCAGCACCUCAUCUCCUACAUGAUGGGCUUAAUUUUUUUUUUCCCCUUAUGUUCUUGUAUUCAUUACUUAGAAAUUCUUUGUAGACACAUAUUUUUUCAUUCUUUUGAGGGGAUCUCAUUUGCAGCUACAGUUUUCUGUAUGCUGCUUUUAUUGGUCUAUCUCUGCAGGAUACAUCUGGAUUAUUUAUUGUCAGGAGCUUACAUCCAAGCUCUAGUUCCUAUCUUGCAUUAUGCAAUGGUAGUUGCGUCAAGCAGAUUGUCCUGCAAGAAGCAGAGGAGCUGUGGCCGAAGUUCAUUUAUAAACCUUCUGCCACAAGUUCUUUCGUAAUGCCUUGACCGUCUUAUUCUUUCAUUCUUUUCCCUCCUGUCUCCAAAUUUUUGUUUAUAUAUUCAUUCAUUCUUUGUAGUGUUAGGAUGAUGAGCUGCAAUGAAGAUAAGUUCUAGGUUUAUUCCUUAAUAGUUAAAAUGUCCUAGUCUCCUUUUGGAGAAAAAAGUAGUCCAUACUCUUCGUGUUGGUAAAAUUCAUAUGUAUUUUUUGUAUUAGCAUUGCUAGCUCCUAUAUCAUUCUUUUGCCCUGCGAGGCUCUUAAAUGUAAUAAUGUAAUACCAUAUAAAUAUGUCAAUUCAUUUUGUAGUUUUUGGAAA